UGUUUCUCUCUCGUGUUUUCUCUCUCGUGUUUCUGUGAACUGCAGCUGAAAUAUCCGACAUGUUGUUAGCCAGCACGGCGAGUACACUCUGACAUUACACGUGCUUCCCCUUUGCUUCACCGUCCGCGGAUCAGACCACAGUAAACAUGUUGGAUUAGAUAUUAUUAAACGUUUUAGACAACAUUAGACAACGUUAGACACUGUUAGAAACUAUUAGACAGUAUUAGACUAUAUUAAACAUAUUAAACAAUGUUAGACACUAUUAGACAAUGAUACAUCUCAGUGUUAUGAAACGGUGUCCGACUGAUAAGGUGUAGUUUGAGAUAAGAACAAAUCGUGUUUAUUGUGUUGCUGUCUAUCCUACUGGCCUGCACUGACAUUAUUAGACCAUAUUAAACAUGUUAGAUUAGACAAUGUUAAACAUUUUGGACAGUAUUAGACAAUAACAGACAAUAUUAAACAUGUUGGACCAUAUUUAACAUGUUAGACAGUAUUAGACAAUGUUAAACAUGUUGAAUCUCAGUAUUAAACGGUGUCUGAUUGCUAAUGUGUAGUUAAAGGUGAGAACAAAUCGUGUUUAUUGUGUUGCUGUCUGUCCUUCUGGCCUGCACUGCUCUGAACACCAGCUGUACAGAAGUUGUCCUGUAGGGUGCAUUGUAAUAGCAUGCUGGUCUGUGCAGAGAAACUGCCCCCCUCUGUCCUAUUUCAUAGACGUAAUGUAGGAUGCUCCAUAUGUAUUCUCACAUGUAACAUGCUCAUUCCAGCUGUUUGUUUUCUGAUAGAAAGCUGUCACAGGUCUGUCAGGUCCAUCAGUCUUUCCCCUUAAAUGUUGUUGUGAAUCUGUGAAUGAGCCUUUUAUAUACACCGACCCUAAACUAUAUACUGUCAAUGGUCUGAAUGUGAAUAAAGCAAGAAUCCCCCAGUUCUAACGCAGCAGUGGGUCGUUGCAUUAUUGCUGCAGAGAUUUAUCGGAUGCUGUCAUGAACUGAGAAUUCAAGCAGUGCCACUUUGGUGUGCUCUGAUAUUAUUUUAUGUAUUUGUGUAAUGUAUAACUAGUGCAUAAUGUAAACAGAACUAGGUUAUACUGCGCUAGUUGUGAGAUUUAUAUGUAAUAGUUUUGAAGCUUAUUAACAAUAAAAAAGAAACGUCAUUGAAUAAUGUAACAACAACAACAGUAUGGGGACAAGAAUCAUCUCUGGGCAUUGUCAGGUGUGAUGGCGGUAGGAGGACUGAUGACUGCAGAUACGUGGCUUUAGGGGGGCAGCGCUGCCCUAGCCGGCACUAUGCAGCAGAAAGGUGCCAUCCAGAUUAUCGAAUGGGAGGACCUGGACAAGAGGAAGUUCUACUCCCUGGGUGUGUUCAUGACCUUGACCACCAGGGCCACCGUCUACCCAGCCAGCCUCAUCCGCACUCGGCUCCAGGUGCAGAAGGGGAAGGCCCUCUACUCUGGAACCUUGGAUGCUUUCUGCAAGAUCCUGAGGUUAGAGGGUGUGCAAGGCCUGUACCGUGGUUUCAUGGUCAAUACGUUCACCCUGGUGUCAGGACAGGCUUAUAUCACCACCUAUGAACUGGUGCGCAAGUAUGUGUCCCAGUACUCGCCCAGUAACACGGUGAAGUCGGUGGUGGCAGGAGGGGCGGCGUCCCUGGUGGCCCAGACCAUCACGGUGCCCAUAGACGUGGUGUCUCAGCAACUUAUGAUGCAAGGACAGGGGGAACACCUGACUCGCUUCAAGCCCAAACCCAAAAUGAUGCUCGCAGCAAGCAAACGCAGACUGACUUUCGGGCAAACCCGUGACAUUACGGUGCAGAUAUUUGCUGCCGAUGGCUUCAGAGGAUUUUACAGGGGCUACGUGGCAUCGCUACUCACGUACAUCCCAAACAGUGCACUCUGGUGGCCUUUUUAUCAUUUUUACGCAGAGCAACUGUCCUUGAUGGCGCCAAGCGGGUGCCCCCAUCUGAUUCUGCAGGCUUUGGCAGGACCAAUGGCAGCAGCAACCGCCUCCACCAUCACCAACCCCAUGGAUGUUGUUCGAGCAAGAGUACAGGUGGAGGGACGAUCGUCUGUUAUCGAGACGUUCAAGCAGCUGCUGGCCGAGGAGGGCGUCUGGGGGAUGACCAAGGGGCUGUCGGCCCGCAUCAUUUCCUCCAUGCCCACGUCGGUGCUCAUUGUGGUGGGAUAUGAGACUCUGAAGAGACUGAGCCUGCGAGCUGAUUUGAUCGAGACCAGACACUGGUGAGAGGCCAGAGGAAACCAGGACAGCCUCGUGCCAGGCUUCACCUCAACACAGCCAGGCAGGAACUUUUCACAUUGGAGAUAAUGAGCCAGAUCUGUGUGCAGUCUCCGGGGUAACGGCUCAGCUGUGUAGCUGCUACCACAGGCCUUUUAGAUCAGUGCUGUCUCAAUGUAGGUACGAUGCAGCGGCAGUGUUUGUCUUUAGAUACAUUUGGGAGUUGCAGGUGUUAUCACCUUGCUUUUUUUUCUGCGCAAACCCAUUUCUACUGGCCUUUUUUUCUUUGCUAAACUGUUACUGUGAAAUAUAUAGCUUUAAGUGCAUUUUGCCAAAACCAAAUUGGAAAAAAAAAAACACGAAGUCUCCCCUUCAAAGGAUUGUAGAUAACUCAAGACCUUUUUUGAUUAAAGCCUCAUGUACUGUAUAUUUUAACAAUAUGGAAUGACUGUACCAGUGUAUUUUUUAUACCUGGACAUGUAGUUUUUUUUUUACCGUGUCAUACUUUAACUGCACAGAUGCAAACGUGUGAACACUUUUGCUGGGUUCAGUUUUUUUUAAAACAGCUACUCUGCAGUAAAUCACAAUAUGUAUUUUAAAGAGAAUUUGUGACAAGGCCAUUGUUAGUUUUCCACGUGCCAAACUUCGGAGACCGAAUGCCUUGUUUGUCCUAUUGAGCACGUCAAGAGCAGAAAACCUUGAUAUCUGUGUGCAUUCCAGUGAAAAGAAAAUCUUGUGCAGAGGUGUGAGACACCUGCUAAGAUUCUCACCUUCAGUCUAUGCCCUAAAUGAGUAUAAGAUGUUAAUUAUAGUGUAAAGGUAAAAGAAUAUCCCACCACAAUAGCAAUGUUGUUAAACUGUACAGAAGAAAUGAGUUCAGUGUGAUAAUUAAGACUUCCAAAAGUAUCUUUAUAACGUGUUUGAUGUUCUGUUUACUUACAGGACAACAAAUAUUCGGUUCAUCUCAAGAGGUCUCUGUGAAACCUGGCCCACGUUAGUGUAGUUCAACCUUAAAGGCUUUCUGUACUGUAUGUAGCUGUGUCCCGUGAUUUAUUUGUGAAGUCACUGUUGCAGGUAUAACGAUGAAUUCUAUGUAUAGAUAAGUUGAUCGGGCCAAUCAGGCAGGUGUUUUUGCUUCUUUUCGUUCCCGUCUGCGUAAAUGGACUGUACACGACAACGUGGAGCUCGACAGAAACGAUGAGAAAGAUGAGAUGUAGCCGAGGAGGUGUGAACUUCAUGUUACAAGCUUUAGAGCUCAUUAAGGUGGGAAUCCAGUAUGUUCCUCAUGGGCCACUACUACUGUUGUGUUCUGUAUAUUAUUCAUAAUGUAAGGGAUGACCAGGCAUCAAAUCUGGCAUCAUUUGGUUACAGGGCAGAAACUUAAACCACUGGGCUAUUCUGCUAACAUACAUCAACACCAGCAGACACAACUAAACUCCAGAGUUGCCUUCAGGUUGCACUUAAUGAGUGUGAGGUACAUCAACGGGACUAAUGUAAUGUUGGGCAUGAAAUGCAGUUGGAGAAGAUGCAGCCAUGAUUGGAAAUGACUAUUACUGCCAGGAAACACAUCUCAGUGACGUUUCUUUUUUUUGUACAACUCGAUGUUCAAGAGAACUUCCGCCAGUUUCUGAACUGAAUGUGAUUUAAUUUCCGAAAAAGCCAAUUUAAUGGACCUUUUUUAUGGAGGAAGUGCUACACCUAUAUUUACCACCUACCUGCUCUGUGUGUAAUAUCAAAGAAUUGUUAAAAGUACAGUUGGAUGUUUUAAACAUACAAAACUUGUGGAUCUUUGAUGAAAUGUAAUAAAGACUUCUGAAUCACUGCA
Molecule: messenger RNA, 4053 nt
Organism: Morone saxatilis (striped sea-bass)
Lineage: Eukaryota; Metazoa; Chordata; Actinopteri; Moronidae
Gene: slc25a44a
Product: solute carrier family 25 member 44a
Exons: 4
Coding region: 1284-2237 (317 amino acids)
Biological process (GO): branched-chain amino acid catabolic process; transmembrane transport
Cellular component (GO): mitochondrion
Molecular function (GO): branched-chain amino acid transmembrane transporter activity
Source: RefSeq, a predicted model, not a curated record